Molecule: messenger RNA, 1201 nt
Organism: Oncorhynchus tshawytscha (Chinook salmon)
Lineage: Eukaryota; Metazoa; Chordata; Actinopteri; Salmoniformes; Salmonidae
Gene: lrrc20
Product: leucine rich repeat containing 20
Exons: 4
Coding region: 84-470 (128 amino acids)
Source: RefSeq, a predicted model, not a curated record
UCCACCUCCCGUCAUACAGUACAUGCUGAUUCUAUUGUACAAUCUAUUAUACAGAUCUCCACCCGGACGUCGUUUGUGGAAUUAUGAGUGAGAUUCGUAGACCCAGUAUAAUGGCAGAGGCUGUGGCCAAUGUUGCCCGGAGGGUCAAUGCAACCGUGGAGGAAGAGAAAGAUACUCUGGAUCUGUCAAACUGCAAACUGAUCAGUUUCCCAGAUGGUGUAUUCAGGGUCCUCAACAGCGUUGCAGAGAAGAUACACAUCGUCACGUUGGCUGACAAUGAGAUGAAGGGAGUUACUAGCAAAUUUUUCAAAACCUUCACUCAAUUGAGAGACGUCCCCAUGGAAAAGUUGCAGGCCAUGCCAGCUCUGAAGUGUAUCAACCUGAAGUCAAAUCCUUUGGACAACAACUUGUUAACUGCCAUUCAACAAUUUCCUCAAACCUUUGAAAUUCAAACUACAACAGACAACUAAGACCUUGUCUUCUUCUAAGAUGGACAGUUUAUCCACACCUAGAGACAAUGAGGAUUGCAUGCUGUGCCUUCAGACUUUUUCAAUAGUACAAUUAGAGAUUCAGAGAUUCAAUUGUUUGGCCUGUAUUUCAUUACAUUUUUCCCCCAUCAUGUUUGCUGUAAUGGACCUAUCAAACUUGAGGCCUCUCCAGACCAGAACAUGUGAGCCUUCUGUAGUUGCUGCCAUUACUGAAAGUCCAUUUGAGUUGGGCUCAGUUCAGAGAUGACUAGAUGUUGCUGUUUACACUUUUGCGGUAGCCUUUCCAGAGCGCACCAAGAGCUACACCUAGUACAUAGUCCUUAUUAACAAUGGGCUGUUUUCAUCAUCAAACGAAUGGCAAUUAAGUGCUAUGUCUUUAAAAAAAAAUGUAUCUUCAACCUAUCAUCCUAAUUGGAGAGAUGCUGUCCCUCCUUGUGUAGAGGGCAACUAAAUCAAUCCUAAUUGGAGAGAUGCUGUCCCUCCUUGUGUAGAGGACAACUAAAUCAAUCCUAAUUGGAGAGAUGCUGUCCCUCCUUGUGUAGAGGACAACUAAAUCAAUCCUAAUUGGAGAGAUGCCGUCCCUCCUUGUGUAGAGGACAACUAAAUCAAUCAGACUGAGUUCACUGGCGUCACCCACUUUGUAGCUUCACAUGCGAAUGGACUGACUUUACUCAUUUAGAAAACAAAGAAUAAAUAUUUUUAUUCCAAAUGUG